Messenger RNA from Cyphellophora europaea CBS 101466, 2742 nucleotides. RefSeq lists its product as uncharacterized. Gene Ontology annotation, cellular component: 90S preribosome; nucleolus; small-subunit processome. The record is from RefSeq and is a predicted model, not a curated record. Bases 1 to 2742 code for a protein of 913 amino acids. Lineage: Eukaryota; Fungi; Ascomycota; Eurotiomycetes; Chaetothyriales; Cyphellophoraceae. Gene Ontology annotation, molecular function: protein binding; U3 snoRNA binding. Gene Ontology annotation, biological process: endonucleolytic cleavage in 5'-ETS of tricistronic rRNA transcript (SSU-rRNA, 5.8S rRNA, LSU-rRNA); endonucleolytic cleavage to generate mature 5'-end of SSU-rRNA from (SSU-rRNA, 5.8S rRNA, LSU-rRNA). The transcript has a single exon.
AUGGCGACAAAGUUCCAGGUGAAGACAACCUUUGAGGCUGCAAGAACCAUCGAGCCGAUUUACACGGGUGGGGAUGUGUCCGCCAAUGCGUCCGGCUCAUUAAUAGCAACGACCGUGGAUGAAGAUGUGUUGAUCGUGAACACAAGUUCCAAUCGGCCGUUGUGUCGAAUAGAAGGAGAUGGUGAAGCUGUGACGAGCUUGAGCCUUGGACCAGAAGCGUCUUACGUGGCAAUAUGCUCACGGUCACUAAGCAUGCGCAUCUUCUCGCUUGAUGUCAACGAUGAACAAACAGCCGCAACCGCAGUGCUACUGAGGAGCCUAAAAGCCCACACAACUCCGGUGGUCUCCUCCAGUAUCGACCCCACGGAGUCUUUACUGGCGACGGGUGCUGCAGACGGAGCAGUCAAGAUAUGGGACCUUAAAGGCGGCUUUACAACGCAUACCUUUCAUGCUCACGGUGGCGUUGUGUCUGCGAUCUGCUUCUUCCGCCUGCAGCUCGCACAGCAGAAGAGAAAAGGCGUGCCAAUAAAUCAACCAGCAUCAUCACUCGGCCUGGCAACGGGCGGUGAGGAAGGCAAGAUUCGAGUGUGGGACCUCGCUGCCAGCAAAGCUGUUGCAUCGCUCGAUGCUCACGCAAGUGUCGUAAGAUCACUAUGUUUUUCACAGCAUGAAGGGUUUUUGUUAUCAGCAAGCAGAGACAAGACCAUCAUAUUAUGGGACGCCAGGACAUGGCAACAGCGCAAAGUAAUCCCAGUUCUGGAAGUUGUCGAGACUUCUGGACUUCUCCUGAACGGUGCAUACUGUUUCGGAGGUGGGGAGAACGGCAACCUGAGGUUGUGGUCAACUUCCACUGGCAAGGAGAUUACGCCCAAGCAAGAGCCAGGACUCGAAACGGAUUCGAUCGUUACAGCAGUUUCAAUCAGCGCAGAAUCUCUGAUACUGACUAUCCACCAAGAUCAGACCAUGAAGUUUCAUUCCUACUCUCAACUAAGCAACGACGUACCGAAAGGUGCCUCAUGUCCACUGCCAGUGGUCCGGCGAAAAACAGCCAACCUCGACGAGGUCAUCGAUAUGGCUUGCGUUGGGCCUGAUCGAUCUACGAUGGCACUGGCGAUCAACACAGAGAGCAUCAAAUUAGUAUCAGCUGACGGGAGCUCAAGUGCAUCCGUAUUCGGCAACGACACUGGAUCAUUAGAUGGGCACACUGACAUAAUCAUUAGCUUAGACACGGAUUGGUCAGGGCAUUGGCUGGCGACAGGCGCCAAAGACAAUACGGCAAGGCUAUGGAGACUCGACCCAACAAAUUCAACCUUCCAAUGUGCAGCAGUCUUUGAAGGACAUGCUGAAUCUAUCGGAGCAGUUGCCCUGCCCAAAAGUCCACCCUCAGGCAACGCGGCAAAGCAUCCCUCAAAGCAUUUUCCAGCAUUCUUGAUCACAGGCUCACAAGACAAGACUAUCAAGAGAUGGGACACUUCGAAACUGAAAGUCAACAACGAUGAUGCUGUGCAGAGCGGCGUUCGCGCGAUCUAUACACGCGUUGCCCACGAAAAGGACAUCAAUGCCAUUGACGUUUCUCCGAUCGGACCUCUCUUCGCAUCCGCCUCGCAGGACCGGACCAUUAAAAUCUGGUCUCUCGAGGACGGCUCCGUGACAGGCAUCCUUCGUGGCCACAAGCGGGGCGUCUGGUCCAUCAAGUUCUCUCCAGCUGGCACGCCACCCAUCGCGCUUGCAGAAGGCGGAGCCAGCUCGUCCCGUGGCCUCCUCGUUAGUGGUUCCGGCGACAAGACAGUCAAAGUCUGGUCCCUCUCCACAUACACCUGCCUCCUCACCUUCGAAGGGCACAGUAACUCAGUCCUCAAGGUCAUUUGGCUCCCGCCCCUAGAUACCGACGCUACCACAUCAGACGACGACAUCGCUCACCGUAAAACCCAUUCACAACAUCCGACCAUUGCUUCCUCUUCUGCCGACACCCUCAUCAAGCUUUGGGAUCCAUACGCCCCAUCAGACUCCGACAACCUCCUCACCACACUCGACAACCACAGCGACCGCGUCUGGGCACUCGCCACACCGUGCUUUCCACACUCCACCGCUCCCACACCACCACCUUACCCCCUCAUCUCCGGCGCCGCCGACGCCACCCUCACCUUCUGGGCAGACACCACAACGCAAACCAGCGAGACCGUCACCCGUCAGGCCACAGAGCGCAUCGAACAAGACCAGCUCCUGCAGAACCACAUCAUGGCCAAGAACUACCGCGAGGUCAUCACGCUGAGCCUGGCGCUGAACCACCCGGGCCGCCUACUGCGCGUGUUCCAGGACGUCGUCGCCCUCCCUGCCGCCGAGCAAGAGCCUGGUAGCCUCACGGGCGUGCGCGCCGUGGACGACGUGCUCGCCAGCUUGGACGAGGAGCAGGUCUUCAAGUUGCUGGAGCGGGUGCGGGACUGGAACACCAAUGCACGCACCGCGGUCGUGGCGCAGCGCGUGCUCGGCACCCUGUUGCGCAGCUACGAUGUGGAUUUCUUUGUGGACUUGGCGGAGAACAGGCGCUUGAAGGGCGUGAGGCCGCUGCUCAGGGCGUUGGAGGUGUAUACCGAGCGGCACUACAAGAGAUUGGAGGAGCUGGUGGAUGAAAGUUAUCUGUUGGAGUACACUUUACGGGAGAUGGAUGAGAUAUCAGGGACUGCGAUGACUAGGAUCAACGGGAGUGCAAAAGCAGUGACCGCAGAUGCUGCGAUGGUGUAA